Lactuca virosa is the source of this 1074-nucleotide messenger RNA. NCBI's taxonomy places the organism in Eukaryota, Viridiplantae, Streptophyta, Magnoliopsida, Asterales, Asteraceae. The record is from the annotation of a GenBank genome assembly.
AUGGUGACAAAGAAGAGCGUAAGCAGUUUGAAGGAAGGAGAUAUGAAGGGGAAGAAGGUGUUUGUUAGGGCUGAUCUUAAUGUGCCCUUGGAUGACAGUUUUAAGAUCACCGAUGACACACGUAUCCGCGCCGCCGUCCCUACUAUCAAAUAUUUGAUGUCUAAUGGCGCCAGAAUCAUCCUCUCUUCUCACCUGGUACGUCCUAAGGGUGUUACACCAAAAUACAGCCUGAAGCCACUUGUGCCUAGACUCUCUGAGCUCCUUGAAGUCGAGGUCAAGAUGGCAAGUGAUUGCAUAGGUCCAAAAGUUGAGAAACUGGUGGCUGAGCUCCCAGAGAGGGGUGUUUUGCUUCUUGAAAAUGUCAGAUUCUAUAAAGAGGAAGAAAAGAACGAUCCUGAAUUCGCAAAGAAGCUUGCAUCACUAGCAGACUUGUAUGUUAAUGAUGCAUUUCGCACUGCACAUAGAGCACAUGCAUCUACCGAAGGUGUUACAAAGUACUUGAAGCCUUCUGUUGCUGGAUUCCUCAUGCAAAAGGAGCUUGACUACCUAGUUGGAGCUGUAUCCAAUCCCAAGAAGCCAUUUGCUGCCAUUGUUGGAGGAUCGAAGGUAUCAAGUAAAAUCGGUGUGAUCGAGUCAUUGUUAAAGAAGGUUAAUGUUCUUAUUCUUGGUGGAGGUAUGAUCUUCACUUUCUAUAAAGCUCAAGGCCUCAAAGUUGGAUCUUCACUUGUGGAAGAAGAUAAACUCGACCUUGCAAAAUCACUUCUUGAAAAUGCCAAGGCUAAAGGGGUGUCUCUGUUACUCCCUACUGAUGUUGUAAUUGCUGACAAGUUUGCUGAAGAUGCCAACAACAAGAUUGUUCCAGCCAAUAGUAUUCCUGAUGGCUGGAUGGGAUUAGACAUUGGUCCAGAUUCCAUUAAGUCAUUCAGUGAAACUUUGGAUACUACUCAAACUGUUAUCUGGAAUGGACCUAUGGGUGUGUUUGAGUUUGAGAAGUUUGCUGGAGGAAUAGAGGCUAUUGCAAAGAAAACAAUCAACAAAUACAAACGUUUGAAGAUGAUAUGGUUAACACUUUAA